Molecule: messenger RNA, 525 nt
Organism: Carcharodon carcharias (great white shark)
Lineage: Eukaryota; Metazoa; Chordata; Chondrichthyes; Lamniformes; Lamnidae
Product: ATP synthase subunit g, mitochondrial-like
Exons: 3
Coding region: 1-525 (174 amino acids)
Biological process (GO): proton motive force-driven ATP synthesis
Molecular function (GO): proton transmembrane transporter activity
Source: RefSeq, a predicted model, not a curated record
AUGGCAGUGAAAUUGGGCUCUGUAAUGCAGCUGCUGCUGGCACUACAGAACCUCAAAGGCAGGAGUGAUGGCCAACAUCUCCCAUUGCUACGUUCAGGAGGUGAUGGAGCCCUUAUUGAGAAGAGAAGUGAUUACAUUGAGAAGCAGUAUGAAAGGGAGCACGGCUUUGCCAGGACAGCAGGCUUCCCAAUGAUGCAGGAAGACUGUCUGGCGGCACGGCGGCUGGUGCAGAACGUGGUGACCGGCAGCCCCAAGCUCACCCUGGCUGCUGCAAAUUACUCCAAAACACAUCUGGCUACCUUCUGGAAAUAUGCUCGAGUGGAGCUGACUCCUCCAACUUCUGGAGAAAUCCCAGUGGCUGUUGAAAGCUUCAAGGGUCUUGUGGCAUCAUUUAAGGCUGGGAGUUACAAACAAAUAACUGUAAAGGAUGCCCUGAGGAACACACUUGUGGCCACAGAAAUUGUGAUGUGGUUUUACAUUGGCGAAGUCACUGGCCAAAGAAGCCUGAUUGGAUAUAAUGUCUGA